This is a messenger RNA of Oncorhynchus tshawytscha (Chinook salmon), 1719 nucleotides long. Its product is annotated as COX assembly mitochondrial protein homolog. The record is from RefSeq and is a predicted model, not a curated record. The transcript has 4 exons. NCBI's taxonomy places the organism in Eukaryota, Metazoa, Chordata, Actinopteri, Salmoniformes, Salmonidae. Gene Ontology annotation, cellular component: mitochondrion. The coding region runs from base 122 to 445 and encodes 107 amino acids.
UUGUGGGGAUUGUAGUUCGUUCCACAGUUGAGUGACGCACCCGGAAGUAACGUGGUAAAGAAGAGAGGUCACUUUGCUUCUGUUUGUAUAAUGUUUUGAUUCAGCAACACUGCUGAUAAUUAUGGAAGCAACCAAAGCAGAGGAGCCUUUCCUGAGGCAUGUGGAGACUGAUGUACUCAUCCCCAAGAUGAUGAGGGAGAAAGCCAAGGAGCUCUGUGCUGAAAAGGUUACAGCGUUCAACCACUGUUGUAAAGAGACUGGUUUCCUGAUGGUGUUCAAGUGUCGGGAUCAGAACGCUGCCCUGAAGGAGUGUCUGACCGUACACUACAGAGACUCGGCGUUCUUCGAGGAGUGCAAGCAGGAGUACAUCAAGGAGAAGCUGGAGUACCAGAGGACAGGGGUGGCGGCUAAGAACCGCUCACAAAAACUACCAACCAGCAUGUAGGUUCCAAAUUGACCCCUGACCCCUGAACGUGUUGCUUCCACCUGUCCAAUCCUCUCAGAUCUACGGGAUUGGUUCGGUAGCAGGGGCUAGGGGUCAUGGAGGGUGGCAGGGGGAGUGAGGGCUACUCACGGGGCAUUACAGUGUGUGUAUUGUACAUCUGGUUGGGAUGCUCAUUGCCCCAACGGGAGGAACUAGAUCAACGAAGUGGCAGGAGACAGGAGGUCAUCCUAGGCCCUAAGUGACCUGUGUAACGACUACGCGGCAGGUUGGCAAGGUGUGUCUAAAGGCCUCCGUUCACCUGUAUGUAGGGAAAAGGAAUCUCUUACAGAUACAUGUCCUCAACAGAGUCUCUCUGGUUGAUCUGAUCAAACAGCCAUGAUGGAAAAUCACACUGUCCUCAACAGAGUCUCUCUGGUUGAUCUGAUCAAACAGCCAUGAUGGAAAAUCACACUGUCCUCAACAGAGUCUCUCUGGUUGAUCUGAUCAAACAGCCAUGAUGGAAAAUCACACUGUCCUCAACAGAGUCCCUCUGGUUGAUCUGAUCAAACAGUCAGGAUGGAAAAUCACACUGUCCUCAACAGAGUCUCUCUGGUUGAUCUGAUCAAACAGCCAUGAUGGAAAAUCACACUGUCCUCAACAGAGUCUCUCUGGUUGAUCUGAUCAAACAGCCAUGAUGGAAAAUCACACUGUUUCUCCUAAUUUCAGAAUGAUCCAAUAAUGUUUUGUUGUUGAUGCUGUCUGUCUGCUCUGCAGUUUGUAUAUUUAUGAAGAAUUCUUUGUCAAUGCUUUGGAAACGUUUUCAUGUUGAGUUUGUUAGCAACCAAUACUGUCCAAAGUACAUGAAUAAUAUUCAAGGUGCUGACAUCCCAACAUCCUCCAGUCCAAAGUGAGAUUGAUUCCAAUGAUAUAAGACCUGUCCAAAGUACAUGAAUAGUAUUCAAGGUGUUGACAUCCCAACAUCCUCCAGUCCAAAGUGAGAUUGAUUCCAAUGAUAUAAGACCUGUCCAAAGUACAUGAAUAGUAUUCAAGGUGUUGACAUCCCAACAUCCUCCACUAUGAGAAUGUUCCGGAAGGUUCAUAAUUAUACACAAGAUUGAUACUGCAUAGAGGCUCUAUCCUGUAGUUAGGAUUCACCGGUGAGUUGCUGUAACUACUGGUGUGAUGACCGGUGAAGCAUUAUGGGUAGAGUUGUUAUAAAAAGGUCUGAUUUUUAAUAUAACAUUUGACUUGACAUUGUGUUAAGGUACAUAUAAAUAGUAAAGACAGAUGUUCUA